UUCACUGAUGGAAAGAUGCACGAAAUCAGCACCACAACGAAGUCAUAAUACUGAUGCGAGAUGCUGAGUGCUGACUGGGCUUCCUUGUCUACCACCUCUUCCAGUGCUGCUAGGAUGGCGACCUGUAGCGGCCUGCUUGAUGUGGCGACUGUGGUGCUGGGGCGCAGUGCAGGCCAGGGUGUUCUCCGGGGACGUGGUCUCUGCCGAAGGAGGCGCGUCUGUGGGUGUGUCGUGUCUGCAGGAGGAGUGCGAGUGGCGGGGCUGGAGCGACUUCAGUCCGUUUGAGAAGGUGAAGGUGUUUCAUCCCGGCGAGCAGGACGGCCUGGUGAUGACUGUCCUGCACGAAACCACGGGUGUUGUCCUGCUGAGGAAGACGUUCCACACGUGGCACAUCUAUAGCCACGCCCUCGACCUACUGUGGUGGGUGGGGAGGCUGCGGGCAGGGCGAGUGGUGGUGCUGGUGGUGCGGGGGUCCGGAACAUACGGGCUGGGGGACGUCCUUCCGGCACUCACUGACUUGGGUUCUCUGUUGGCUCGCCACGCUCCGCCAAGUGCCCUGCUGGCGUGGGCGUUUGUGGUGGGUGGCCGCACCCUGUUAGAGACACUGGGGCCUUACCAUCGGCCCUCUAACAUUAGCCUCCACGCACACUUCCUGCUAUCCGCCGCACCCGUCCUGCCAGUAUUACCUCGUGGCCCCGCCCCUGUCUCGCAGGAGCGUCUCUGUGACUCCCACGCAGCCCUGGGACCACUGUGUGACCCUGUGGCUCCUCUAGUCAUGCCGCUGUCAUUUGUGGAGGGUGACCAGAAGGAGGAGGAUAAAGGAAAGGUAGGAGUGGUGGUAUGUGCCGGUGGGAGGUUCCAGUACCUUGUCCACACCCUCGUCAGACUCCUGCACAACCGUGGCCUCUCCCCGCACCAUGUCGUUGUAGUGUUCAAUGGAUCGCCAACCCCCGAGGUGCUUACGCUCUUGGAGUUGCUACAUCUGAGACACAGCGUGGUGAACGUGCCCUUGGAAGCGCCGUCGAUCAAUCACCGUUUGUUUCAGUUUUACCGCGGGGCGUGGCGCGCAGGGCUGGCCACUUUCCCCGAUGCUCUUUAUUUGGCCUUCCUAGACGAGGACGUGGAAGUGUCUCCAGACUGGCUGUCGCUGCUGCUGCACCUGGCCCCCGCCCUCACCCUCGACCCCUCCCUGUGGUGUGUGUCCGGGUCUGGCUCCCCACAUCCUGCCCAGUACCACGACCCUCGCCGAGUGGUGCGCGCGGCGCGUCAGCCUGGCUGGGGCUAUCUAGUGCUGGCAGCAGAGGCACGGUCAGUGGUGGAGACGUGGCCGGACGCAGCUCAGACACUCCUGUAUGACACCUUCCUGAUGAAGACAGUGGGGCGGGGGCGGGAGUGUGCGUUCCCCAUGGUGGCUCGCUCGCGCCACUACGGCGUGGGCGUCAACACGGUGCCAGAGAUCCAUCACUUUUACUUCCUGGGGCUUCCGCUGCACGAUGGCUCCCCGGUUGCCUUGCCCCCACCUGAAAGCCUCACGCAGCAGCAGUACGAGAGCCAGGUGUGGGCGCGCUUGCGGGCGGCGGUGCCCCUCAACAGGAACCCUUGCGCCCCAGGUUUCCUCCGUGCCCCUGACGACGGUCCACCAACAGACCUGAUGUUUUUCUUCUUCAUGGAUAACCUGGAGAAAUCAUUGGAGUGGGCCAUGCUGGGGGAGUGUGUGGGCGCCUGGCCCUACUCCACCCACGCCAUGCACCGCGGAGCCGUGGAGCUGCCACAGACCUGGGGAGGCUCAGUGUGGCUGGUGGGGGUGCCGGCCUCCCCCUAUUACACCCUGAGGCCCCCUGGCGUGUCCGUGUGGCGACCCGUCACGGACAGGCAGCUGGAGGAACACGAACUGUACUUUUCUUCCCUGAGGCCUCUCCCAAAUAUCACCGGCAAGACCAUGGACGCCGCCCUCUCUCACCUCUUCCUCCCAGCGUCCUUGCCCAAGGAUGAUGACUCAGGAGUCAGCUUAGCGGAAACAAACACCCUUCCUAGUGACCGAACAUCUGAUACUACAGCAACGGAUUCCCCUAAUGACACAGUCUCCACCAUAACGACACCAAGCAGUUCUGCUAAUGACCUAACACCAAUUGCGACACCAGCAGACACCGCUGCCAACCUUUCAGCGCUCAGCGUGACACCGACACAUCCCUCACCGCUGCUGGAGUCACUGCUUGCAGUCUUGGAAGGAACCACCAAACCUAUCACUCCUCACAGUAAUAAGAUUAACAUAGAAAAUAGCGAAGUUAAUAGUAUAGCACCUCCAAGUACCUGAAAAUAAUAAAGAAAACAUCACCUUUCCAUUUGCUAUUAUUAUUAUUAUUAUUAUUAUUAUUAUUAUUAUUAUUAUUAUUAUUAUUAUUAUUAUUA
This is a messenger RNA of Scylla paramamosain (green mud crab), 2409 nucleotides long. Its product is annotated as protein O-linked-mannose beta-1,2-N-acetylglucosaminyltransferase 1-like. Gene Ontology annotation, molecular function: beta-1,3-galactosyl-O-glycosyl-glycoprotein beta-1,3-N-acetylglucosaminyltransferase activity. Gene Ontology annotation, biological process: protein O-linked glycosylation via N-acetylgalactosamine. The record is from RefSeq and is a predicted model, not a curated record. Gene Ontology annotation, cellular component: Golgi membrane. NCBI's taxonomy places the organism in Eukaryota, Metazoa, Arthropoda, Malacostraca, Decapoda, Portunidae. The transcript has 2 exons. Bases 140 to 2314 code for a protein of 724 amino acids.